Molecule: messenger RNA, 1956 nt
Organism: Marmota monax (woodchuck)
Lineage: Eukaryota; Metazoa; Chordata; Mammalia; Rodentia; Sciuridae
Product: left-right determination factor 2-like
Exons: 4
Coding region: 1-1104 (367 amino acids)
Biological process (GO): BMP signaling pathway; SMAD protein signal transduction
Cellular component (GO): extracellular region
Molecular function (GO): growth factor activity; cytokine activity; transforming growth factor beta receptor binding
Source: RefSeq, a predicted model, not a curated record
AUGUGGUCCCUGUGGCUCUGCUUGGCACUCUGGGUGAUGCCACUAGUGGGCCCUGGGGAGGCCUUGACUGAGGAACAGGUCCUGGACAGCCUGCUGCAGCAGCUGCAGCUCAGCGAGGCACCCACCAUGGACAGGGCCGAUGUGGAGGAGCUGACCAUGCCUCCUGAUGUGCAGGCCCAGUAUGUAUCCCUGAUGCAGCGUAGCCAUGGGGACCGCUCCCGUGAGAAGAGAUUCAGCCAGAGCUUCCGAGAGAUGGUGGGCAAGUUCUUGGUGUCCGAGGCCUCCACGCAGCUGCUGGUGUUUGGCAUGGAGGGACGACUGCCACCCAACAGCGAACUGGUGCAGGCUGUACUGCGGAUCUUCCAGGAGCCUGUCCCCAGGGCCACGCUCCGCAAGCAAGAGAAGCCGUCCACGCGUGGCCACCGGGCCCGGAUCACCAUUGAGUGGCUGCGUGUGCGCGACAAUGGCUCUAACCGCACCUCCCUCAUAGACUCCAGGCUGGUGUCCAUCCACAAGGGCGGCUGGAAGACCUUUGAUGUGACCGAGGCUGUGAACUUCUGGCAGCAGCUGAGACGGCCCCGGCAGCCCCUGAUGCUGAAGGUGUCCGUGCUGAGGGAGCAUCUGGGCCCCGGGGCCUCGGACGCCCACAAGUUGGUCCGCUUCUCCGCGCAGGGGGCACAGGGCGCUGAGCAGAGGGAGCCUCAGCUGGAGUUGCACACGCUGGACCUCAAGGACUAUGGAGCUCAAGGCAAUUGUGACCCUGAGGCACCAGUGACCGAGGGUACCCGCUGCUGCCGCAGGCAGGCAUACUUGGACCUUGAGAAGACGAAGUGGGCUGACAACUGGGUCGUGGAGCCCCCUGGCUUCUUGGUCUAUGAGUGUGCAGGCAGCUGUCUGCAGCUCCCAGAGCGCCUGGCCAACAAGUGGCCAUUUCUCGGACCAAGACAGUGCAUCGCCUCAGAAACAACCUCACUGCCCGUGAUUGUGAACGUCAAAGAAGGAAGCAGGACCAGGCUCCAGGUGGUCAGCCUGCCCAACAUGAGGGUGCAGGAGUGCAGCUGUGUCUCAGAUGGGGCUCCUGUAUCAAGGGGCCUCCAGCCAUAGGCUCUUGAGUAUAGCAGUAUAGCCACUUGAGGCCUCUGCAGAAGCAGGUCUUAACGUAGAUCUUAAUUUUACACUUAGCAAUCUACCCUUGUCCCAGUUUAGUGCCUCCAUGUUAUCUUUGCCCUGUGUUCUUCCAGUUCCUGUCCUUCUUGUCUAUCACCCAUCCUAAGCACUUACAUGAAUAAAUAAUGCAGUUCCAGAUGCUGUAUUCCAGUAGGAGACCCUGGCCUACUUAGUAGAGGAUGUGGCUGAGCAAUGAACAGAUUGUCAGCUCAAAGUUUCUAUUCCCUGGAAAAUUCUCAACUGAGUAGGGAAUAAACCCUAUAAUGAGAGCUGGGGAAAUAGAACUGAUUUACUCUAAAAUACCUGAUGAAUUAGAACAACUUAAAAAUCCCUGUUUCUCCUGCACAAGGAGGUAGCUGAAAAACAACUCCUUUUCCCCUAAAUACUGACCUAUUUUUGUAAAGGUACCUAGGUCCCUGUUUCCCUGAGAGGGUGAUGAAGGAGGUAGGAUGAAGGGUUUCAGGCAAGGGGCUGUAGACAGGGAAUUAGGACCCCUGAUUUUUGAUUCUGAUGGGGCUACAAGCUGGGACCUCCAGCAAAUGCAGAAGACUUUGGGUUCCUGUGUCCUCUUAAAGAGGAGGAGUGGGCUUCAGCUCUCAGACUUCUUUGCCCCAGGGAUCUGACAGUCCCUCACACUAUCUUCUACUCCACAGACAUUGCCUGUGUGUAUUUAGGUGAUCCCUCACUGUUUUAGAGAACUUAUCACCAGAGACCACAUGUAUUUACAUAUUGCUGUUCUUAUAUUUAGCAAAACCAAUUAAAUGUAGAUAAUAUGAAGAAAUAAAAUGA